Bradysia coprophila is the source of this 3133-nucleotide messenger RNA. RefSeq names its product transient receptor potential cation channel protein painless-like. Gene Ontology annotation, molecular function: monoatomic ion channel activity; protein binding. Gene Ontology annotation, cellular component: membrane; transmembrane transporter complex. Lineage: Eukaryota; Metazoa; Arthropoda; Insecta; Diptera; Sciaridae. The record is from RefSeq and is a predicted model, not a curated record. Gene Ontology annotation, biological process: monoatomic ion transmembrane transport.
CUUAAAGCGGCAAGACGUACAUUUUAGUGUUUAUUUUGAUUACCAAGAGACAAGAUGGUUUUAGAAACGGAACGAGUAGAGAAUGUUCUCGUCGAGUGUAUAGAGUCGAGAAAUGAACAUCAAUUUCAAUACAUCUUAGACGACCUGCGAAUAAAUCCGAACACAAAACUAAAACGCUACAACGGUCUAUCAACAUUUGAAAAAGUUCUUUUGACACCGAAAUCGCAGAAAUUCAUCGAAAUAUGCAUCUGUAACGGCUGUGACUUUUAUAAGAAAAAUUCGGAUGGAAUAUACCCACUUCGUUUUGCCAUCGACUCCCUGUGUGCUGACAACUUGAUCACAAUAUUGAAACCAGCCGAAGAGUCCUUCACACCGUUAUGUGUUGACCAAUUUGUUGCAACUCAAUAUUCCAAGAUCAUAAAUGAAAAGUUGGACGGCGGAAACAACUACCUUCAUUUGUUGAGCAGCAGAAUAACCGAAGACAAUUAUGCCGAAAUUGCGAAAAUGAUAAUGGCAUUGCUUGUGAAUGGAUGCAACAUAAACUGCUCGAAUGAAAAGGGAGAGACGCCCUUCUAUUUGCUGUUGAAAAAUCCGAUUGUGGAAUUGGAUCUGAUCAACUUCAUCAUUGUAAACGCUAGGAUCGAUUAUUGGGCACAAGGCAACAAGGACGUCGGUGAGAUGAUGCGGGACCGAGGUUUUUCGUAUCAAAUGCAUAAGCAAAGGGAUCUGGUUGUUGAUGUCGACUACAUGGCCGAACACAUUAGCGAUUGGAACGAAUUGCAAUUGUCCGACAACAUUGAACUGUGGAAGGAAAAUUCAAAGGAUUUCAAUGACGAGAUCUUGGUGUUGUUAGAAGUGGCUAUCGUUAAAAAUUUGCCCGUAGUUGUCGGAACUUUGAUGAGUCACGGAGCGGAAAUCAAUGGAGUAUCGAAGAACAGCAAAUUCAAAAUGACUCCUGGAUUUUUGGCUUGCACGUUCGGGUGUCAUGACGUGCUCAAAGUGCUUCUAACGGACAAAAACUUGUCAUUCCAGUCCACAAACCUCGAACGAAAUCUGUUGCAACAACUGUUCUCAUCGGAGACACUGGACACCGUUGAUCGUCAGAACACAUUCAAACUGAUCAUCGCCGAUCACCGAUGCACACUGGACAUCAUCAAUCAGACGGAUCCCGAGAACCGUGUCCCAUUGUUUUUCGCAUGCAAGUACGGAUGCGAUGACAUCAUCAAGGAACUGCUGAGACGUGGAGCCUACAUCGGCUACGAAUCGGUUUUGAGUUACAUCAAAAAGGACACGCUGCAAGCGUUUCUAGAUGAGUGCGUCCGAUGUUCCGGCGACAUCACGGACAGAGAUUGUGAGGUUUACAUUGACUACAAAUUCUUGAUACCGCCCGACAGGCAAAAGUCGGAAAUCACACCGAUUCAUUUGAUGUCGUCGAAUCCCAGUUUGGAAGAAUUCAUCUUACAUCCGGUCAUUGCGUCCUUCGUACUGCUCAAGUGGCGGAAGAUCGACUUUGUCGUCUAUUUCAAUCUUCUUCUCUACUUCAGUUUCAUGAUCUUUCUGGUUGUGACCAUAGUCAACGUCUACAAUGUGUCCAAGUCGUCUCGCAACUUCGAUGAUUUUCGUUAUGACCGUGGAUACUGUACCAACGCAUACAAUUUCAACAACAAAUUGUUUGACAUCCCAAUUCACGAAUUUCGAUUCGAGAAGAACGACACCCUCAAUUUAGAGAUCUCAAUCACAAUGCUGCUGUACAACAAUCUGAACACAACCAGGAGAUUCUACGGAAAUGACACGUUGGAACAGAAGAUUGCCAAGAGAGAGAAGCUCGUCUUAGCAAAGGAUUUCGAGGCGGAUGAAAAAUGGAAAUUUUACUUCCGGCAGCAUUUCGCCGAACACACAGUGUCGUAUUGGUUUGGCCUUAUUGGACUGACAUUUCUGGCGGCCUACGAGGUCAUUCAGUGCGCCAUGUCUUUCAAAAAGUAUUUCUUCAAACCGAUCAAUUGGCUGGACAUUUCGCUGAUCGCCGUUGCCUUUGCCAUUCUCAUCGAAAACGUUGAUAUGGGUCGCAGCAAUUUCAAAAAAUGCUCGGCCAUUAUGAUUCUGUUGAUGGGCGGUCAGAGCAUCCAACUGUUUUCCAAAGUGUCCGCCUUUUCGCUGUCCCUGCACAUGGAAAUCUUGAACAAAGUGUGCAAAACGUUCCUGAAAACGAUCACACCGUACAUGAUCCUGAUAUCAGCGUUCGGCAUGAGCUUCUACGCGUUGAAUUACGAUGAGUACAACGGGCUGAUACUGAGAAAAUCGAAUUUGUUCGAAGACAAAUUGGAGGACGGCCACGGAUUUGCCAAUCCGUUUGUGUCGACCAUUUCGACUGUGAGGAUGAUGUUAUCGGAUUUCGAUGACAUUACCAUCAAAAAGGAAGAUCAUUUCCAGGAAUUGCUUUUUCUGGUGUUCAUGAUCACGAUAUCGACAGUUCUGUUAAAUCUGUUGAAUGCAUUGGCAAUUAGUGACACCAAUCAAAUGAUGGAAGUGGCUGAAUUUGUCGAAUUGAAGAAACGAAUUUCCACGGUACGUAGCUACGAAACGCUGUACUCGUUCUUCAAAGUGACGUACGCAAACUUGUUUCCCGAUGUGUUUACUAUAAUGCUGACACCGACCAAAGACAAUGCUGUCAAAAUCAAGCGACGAAUACAAAUGUCCGACAAUCUAACCAUUAUCAUGCAAAAGACCGGUAAGGUCUCCGAUUUUGAGUACUUCUAUUGCAAUCGGAUAUUUCGGACGAUACUGCGACAGCCUCUCAGAUUUGACGAGAAACUGAUGACCAAAAUAGUAGACUUUGUCAAAGACAGACAGGAAAAUCAAAAUUGUGAAAGCACGAAUCAACUCGACUGUUUCAAAGACGAGCUCUGUGCGAUGAUUCGAGUGGCGCAGGAGGAUAUGCAUAAGGAAGUUCGAGUGGUACAGGGCAUGCAUGAAGAAAUGUCACAAAUUUUUAGCCAAAUAAGUCAUUCGACGAAACUAUGACUACUCGAUUGAACAUUGGUAGCAUAUACAGCACCACUAAUCUAAGUGCCUUAUAACGUAAUUAUAACUUUACAUAAAGAAAGCAAAUACAAACUAUCAGUGACGUUUACAU